Xylona heveae TC161 is the source of this 1653-nucleotide messenger RNA. Its product is annotated as MFS general substrate transporter. The transcript is spliced from 4 exons. Lineage: Eukaryota; Fungi; Ascomycota; Xylonomycetes; Xylonales; Xylonaceae. The record is from RefSeq and is a predicted model, not a curated record. The coding region runs from base 1 to 1653 and encodes 550 amino acids. Gene Ontology annotation, biological process: transmembrane transport. Gene Ontology annotation, molecular function: transmembrane transporter activity.
AUGACCGACUCCAUGAAUGCACCACCGGGGAAUGUGGGCGAGAACGAAGCGACUCCAAAAGCCCAAAUGCACGAUGAGAACAAAGCGGAUUCACAGUCACGGAACCAAGACCAGCGGUGGGCUGAGCCUCACUUGGACCAAGCUUAUCAUGAUCAAGUGAAUGAGAAGAAUAAUACCAAUGUGUCCGAUCUGGAAAAGGGCCCAGUUCAUAGCUCCGCGACGAGCAACACUCUUGAUAUUUCUGGGGAAGGGGAUAAUGGUGGAGACCCAAACAUUGUCUUUUGGGAUGGGUCAAAUGACCCGGCCAAUCCAUACAAUUGGAGCAAAGGGGUAAAAUUGGGGCAUAUCGCUCUUGUCAGUUUGAUCACAUUGAUCACUCCCCUUGCCUCGUCCAUGUUCGCCCCAGGCGUGUCGAAAGUAAUGGUUGAGUUCAAGUCCACAAACGAGGAGCUGGCCUCCUUUGUCGUCUCCGUUUUCAUUUUAGGGUUUGCUUUUGGACCUCUUCUCAUAGCUCCGCUCUCGGAGCUUUAUGGUCGUCUCCCGCUCUACCACGGCUGUAACAUCAUCUUCAUCAUCUUCAGCAUUGCAUGUGCUGUCAGUACGGACCUGAACAUGUUGAUUGUGUUCCGUUUCUUUACAGGUUGCGCUGGCGCAGCCCCAUUGACGCUAGGUGGAGGAACUAUUGCCGAUCUCAUGGUCCAGGAGCAACGUGGUGGCGCCAUGGCCAUGUGGGCGCUUGGUCCGAUGAUGGGUCCCGUAAUUGGUCCCAUUGCUGGUGGAUAUCUCACUCAAGCUGUUGGCUGGAGAUGGGUUUUCUGGGUAUUAGUGAUUGCUAUGGGAGUGGUCGGCGUCGCAUCCAUCUUCUUCAUGCGUGAGACCUAUGCGCCUGUUUUGCUCGAGCGCAAAGCCGAACAUCUACGAAAGGAGACAGGAAACACUGCCCUCUGCUCAAAACUCUCCUUGAACGUCUCCCCUCGAACGCUGCUCCUCCGAUCAAUCGUCCGGCCCACCAAGCUCCUCCUGUUCUCUCCUAUUGUGCUCCUGCUCUCCAUCUUCAUGGCCGUCACAUACGGAUACUUGUACCUGCUCUUCACUACCUUCCCCAUGGUGUUUCAGCAAACGUACGGUUUCAGCGUCGGUAGUUCUGGCCUGUCAUACCUUGGUGUCGGCAUCGGCAACAUGAUUGGCAUUUGCAUCACCGGCUUGGGCUCCGAUAGAAUUAUCAAGGCCAAGUCCGCAAAGGGCGGGAUGAAACCCGAAUACCGCCUGAUUCCGCUCGUCUUUGGGUGCCCCUUGAUUCCCAUCGGCCUGUUCUUUUACGGCUGGACAGCGCAGUACCGAACGCAUUGGAUCCUACCGAUUAUCGGAACGGGCAUUUUUGGCGUUGGCAUGAUUUUGGCAUUUAUGCCCAUAUCUACAUACCUCGUAGACGCAUUCACACUGCACGCGGCCUCUGCGCUCGCCGCGAAUAUGAUUCUCCGUUCCAUUCUUGGCGCCACACUCCCGCUUGCCGGAAGAGAAAUGUACCAGACUCUUCAUCUCGGCUGGGGAAACAGCCUGCUCGGAUUCAUCGCCCUAGGGCUGAUUCCCAUCCCGUUACUCUUUUACAGAUAUGGUGAGAAGAUAAGACGCUGGAAGUCUAUUGAACUUUGA